GAGUCUUCGGGCAAAGGGCGUCUAGCUUUCUUAACAAGUCCACUGUUCGGAAAGCGUAAGUCCAAACCCGGGCCGACACCUGGGCCUUUGUUAUGCAGCGAGGUUAGCCUCAUGACCUGCCCCACCACGGUCCCCUCAUUCGGCGUCGUUGGAGCGGCUGGGAGUCGAAUCGUGUCAGCCGACAAGUGUCUGACGGGUUCUUUGAUACCAACCGGUCUGGCCGAACGAGCCGUUGCCCACUUUCCCGGCGACAAGAGCCUCGUCGACUGCACGCCUCCUGCCCUCAUUCGCCCUUGCCGGCGGUUGCCGUGCCAGACGAGCUCGAGCUCAGGCACCGUGUGUCUUUAUCCGUCCGCGACCGCCUCGCCAUCUCCGCCCUUGGCAGCGACUUCCGUGUCUGCAGUCCAGCCGACCAGCGGACCACCGCAGAGUCUGGCCAAAGUGAUGCCUUUAGUCUGUCGUCACUUUGCCCACUUGGCCGGGCCCCAGACCGACGCAACCGUCGCCAUCGCCGGAAAAGCCUCGGUGCAUUCGAGCAGUGGCCACGGCAGUGAUUGCUCCGCCACUCUGUCGCCAUGGCAACCUGUUCAGGGUGGUCUGCCAUUGCGCUGCCUUUGUGGACGGCAUUGUCACGAGGCGUUCCAGACUGGACCCGUCAGGUCCUACCACCACCAACAGCCACAGCAUCACCAUCACACACAUCACCUGCACCACCACUACCCUCCUCAGCCUCAGCUCCAGCCGCAAUUGUCACAGUUGUCCCAGUUGCCACAGCAGCAGCAACAACAACCGCCACAGCAACAGAAGCGACACCAAGAGGCUGGCGCUGCGGAUUGCGGCAGAAACGCCGUCGCCACACCCUCCACCGACCAGCUGUGCACCGCCGUCGAUUGCCAGGCCGGCCACAACAGUCUGGUUGGCACGGGAAGCAGCGUUCCCGUGAGCCACACGACCGGCGGAAGUGGCGCUGGCGGAGGCGGAGGUGGUGGUGGUGGUGGUGGCGGUGGUGGUGGCGGUGGCGGCGGUGGCGGCGGCGGCGGCGGCGGACAUACCAGCAGCGGUUACGAGAGCAUCUUGCGCGACUCGGAGGUCUCAUCACAC
Messenger RNA from Protopolystoma xenopodis, 1101 nucleotides. The record is from the annotation of a GenBank genome assembly. Lineage: Eukaryota; Metazoa; Platyhelminthes; Monogenea; Polystomatidea; Polystomatidae.